UCCUAAGGAAGCUGAUGUGUUAUUCCCUCUCUGCAACGAAGGAUCAGGAAGUUUGUGCUCUCUCCGUGGCUGAGAAGUUUUUCCACCUACUAAGACUGGGGUGGGGUGUGGAAACAGGUGUCUUCCUAAAAUAGAUCGCAAGCUGCAGCCUGAGUCCAACUGUAAUCCAGAAGUAACAUCAGUUACAACGUUAAAGACGUGCUAGUUGCUAUGGAGAAUAUAAAAACCCAAGAAGACAAUAUCACUACCCUCGAGAAGUUUGCAGUUGAGACAGCCAUGCCAAAAGAGAGACUAUAAUCAAUACUUUAAAGGAAGUGAGAAUGACCACUUUAACUCAUCGUACCCGUCGUACUGAAUUAAGCAAGAACUGUGAAAAGAAGGUAGAAAGUGAGGAAGACACUAGUCAAGAGAAGAGUCCAGAUAAUGAAGAUUCUGGUGACGCUAAGGAUAUCCGCCUCACCCUUAUGGAAGAAGUAUUGCUCCUGGGACUGAAAGAUAAAGAGGGUUACACAUCUUUCUGGAAUGACUGCAUAUCAUCUGGCCUGCGAGGGGGCAUCCUGAUAGAGCUGGCUAUGCGAGGUCGAAUCUAUUUGGAACCUCCUACCAUGAGGAAGAAGCGACUUCUAGACAGAAAGGUACUGCUAAAAUCAGACAGCCCAACAGGCGAUGUUUUACUGGAUGAAACUCUCAAACACAUCAAGGCAACUGAACCCACAGAAACUGUCCAGACAUGGAUAGAACUACUUACUGGUGAGACCUGGAAUCCCUUCAAAUUACAGUACCAGCUGAGAAAUGUACGAGAGCGAAUUGCAAAGAACUUAGUAGAGAAGGGUAUUCUAACCACUGAGAAGCAGAAUUUCCUACUAUUUGACAUGACCACUCAUCCAGUGACCAAUACAACAGAGAAACAGCGAUUAGUGAAAAAACUUCAAGAUAGUGUACUAGAGCGGUGGGUAAAUGACCCUCAGCGUAUGGACAAGCGAACAUUAGCACUCCUGGUACUAGCCCACUCAUCUGAUGUACUAGAGAAUGUCUUCUCCUCUCUGACAGAUGACAAGUAUGAUGUGGCAAUGAAUCGAGCCAAAGACCUAGUAGAACUGGACCCAGAAGUGGAGGGGACAAAGCACAAUGCCACAGAGAUGAUCUGGGCUGUUCUAGCAGCCUUCAAUAAAUCUUAAAGCCCGCAGGUGGGGCUUUCCCUUGCCCCUUGCUGGCUGGUGACUAUUAGAGACCCCCAUACUGAGUUUUAUGUGGUGAGAUGUUUUCAUCAUUUUUUUUUCCUUCUCUUGAAUCAAAUCAUGACUUGGGGAAAGCAACUUCAGGGCUUCUCCCUAGAAUUUGACCAUUAUGAGAAGUCUUUAUUUUUCUCUAUAGUUCCACUCCGUAGAUAAAACUGGGUGAACCCACUCACCCCUAUACACACACCACAAACAUUUUCUCCCAUUCCUUGGGUUAGUUUAAUCAGUUAUGUUUUUGGUUAAACAAGUGGGAUUUCUCCAGCAAUAGAAUGUGAUGAAGAGUGAGAUGAAGAGCAAUCUGUUUAUUACAUUUUUUCUGAGUUUGUUGUCUAUCUUAAAUAUAUAUUUUCUGUCUUUGUCUCAGACUCUGUUAAAUAAUGUAGUUUAUUGAAGUCUCUGAGUGAGGGGCAAUGGAAACUAAACUAGUUUUUGGAGAAGCUGGUUUCUGGGAUUAUAGGUCCUGCUAGUGAUUUUCUCAAGUUUCUUUUUCUAAGGUAAUAAAAAUGUCCCAGAUUUGAUUACCUGGAUACCACAAUCUUAAAGCCAGAAAUAGAUUGUAUGCUCCCUCUUAAUGCAAUCCUGCUCCCUCAUUCAUUAAGCUCAAAGACUAAAUGAAAAUUAUGAAGGGAAAUGGGCCUGAGGAUUUCCAUCCUCUUGCAUACAGCUUAAACUUUCAUGCUCUUACUGAGCUGAGGGAAUUGUAAGUUUCUGUUGUGGAAUAAUAGCACCCUGAGUCCAGAAAAUAUAUCCCCAAAUCUCACAUCAUCUUAUCCCUUAAUUUUUGCUUCUUACACAAAUUGAUUAAAUUCUAGGAAUAGUUUUGUCUAUAUUUAACCUAAGAUACCCUUCUAAGUGUGUCUUGUUUCAGAAUAACCAUCAUUCUGACCAAGUCUCUACAAUGUUUUUCACUUCAAUAAAGAGAAUAAAGAGAUAUUUUAUUAAGAAAGUUCCUAAA
Molecule: messenger RNA, 2193 nt
Organism: Dipodomys spectabilis (banner-tailed kangaroo rat)
Lineage: Eukaryota; Metazoa; Chordata; Mammalia; Rodentia; Heteromyidae
Gene: Golph3l
Product: golgi phosphoprotein 3 like
Exons: 6
Coding region: 321-1178 (285 amino acids)
Biological process (GO): retrograde vesicle-mediated transport, Golgi to endoplasmic reticulum; Golgi organization; Golgi to plasma membrane protein transport
Cellular component (GO): Golgi cisterna; trans-Golgi network; cytosol
Molecular function (GO): phosphatidylinositol-4-phosphate binding
Source: RefSeq, a predicted model, not a curated record